AUGAAUUUGUCAUCUAAUACUAAUGAUAUUUUACUUUUUAAAAUACAAGAAUAUUUUCCAUCUUUUACAGUAUCAUUAAGUUUAACUUCACUUUUAAUUCAUACUAUUAUUGCUAUAAUUUCUUAUACUUUAUAUAUUUUUAUUAUUGCUUUUCUUAUCAAAAAUAGAAAGAAUUCAAUAUUUAAUUCUUUUUUCUAUUAUUCUAUUAUUUUAAAUGGAUUUUGUGAUAUUUCUUUUCAUAUAGAUAAUUUUUUCACAUCAAAUCUUCUUUUAUAUGAACCUUAUUUAAAUAAAUUUGCUCCAACAGAACCAAGUUUUUGGUUUUCUCCAUUAUUUUAUAUAGGAUAUUUUUUUGUUGACUUUUUAUUUUACAACUCAUUUAUCAUUAGUAUUAAUCGUGUGGUUGUAAUUAUUAGUCCUAUUAAAGCUAAAAAUAUUUUUGAAACAAAUAUUAAAUUAUUAACAGCCUUUGGUUUAUUACUUUCUGGAUUACCACAUCUUUAUUUAUUGACAAGACCAGCUUACUUUUCUGUUGAAUCAUCAAAAUAUACAAAUGAUAAAAAAAUUGGUAAAUUUAUAAUUCUCAUGUGGAAGGGACAUGAAACAAUGCCAAUAAAUAUAGUAGCAAUUUAUUGUGGAAUUUUUACUGUAGCAACAUUUUUAGUCAAUCUUUUUAUAAUAUAUUUACUUAUAAAAAAAAGAAAUAAAAAAAAUAAAAAUUAUGAUACAAAAAUGACAAUUUAUGUUAUCUUACAUUUUAUAUCACAAAUUACAUAUAUAUCAAUAUUAUACACUGGUUAUUUUGUUGAUAUGAAUUUGGAAGAUCAAACGAUAAUAUAUAUUUUAAAAAUUGUAAGACCAUGGUGUUUUAAUAUUUUAUGUCUUUUUGCUCCAUACUCUUUGAUUGCUUUUAAUACUAAUAUUAGGAAAAUGAUAUAUGAAAAGAUUACUUUUUUAUUUAUACAAAGAUUAGUAACUAUUUUUAAAAAUUUACAUAGUUGUAUUAAUAUUUUUUAA
Strongyloides ratti is the source of this 1017-nucleotide messenger RNA. RefSeq names its product 7TM GPCR, serpentine receptor class v (Srv) family-containing protein. The record is from RefSeq and is a predicted model, not a curated record. Lineage: Eukaryota; Metazoa; Nematoda; Chromadorea; Rhabditida; Strongyloididae. The coding region runs from base 1 to 1017 and encodes 338 amino acids. The transcript is spliced from 2 exons.